GCGCCUCAGUCCGGCUGUGCUGUCCGCCGCCUCGGGAGCCGACCGAGCCCGCGAGCCGCUCCUGCUGGCGCCCUCCGCUCGCUGUCGCCGCCUUCACUGAGGAUGAGUGGCCGUGCGGCGGCGUGCCGAGCCCGCGGAUCUCACCGGCGCAGUUUCAUCUAGCGACUGGUCACCCUCGCAAUUAUGGAUAUUUAAAAGGAUCAGACAGUGUGGAGGGGGAGUUCCCCUCCUCACUCCCCCUUGGUGCUGGACUCCAGGAAUCAUUUAUGAACUGUGGAAUUUUUUUUAAAAUGAACUUGUAUUUGGUAUGAACUUUAUAGAGCUAUUUACAUUUUUUGAUUUAAGGGUCAAAAAGAUUAUACAAAGAUAUAUAGUUUUAUAAUAUAAUAUUGCUGUGAAGAUCUCCAUUAUAACCCCCAGAGGGUAACUUAUUCUCUGUAAUUCUUCCUGAAUUGCCCAUUUGUGUCCUGGCUUUUCCAUUUUUAAAAACAGUCUUAGCUGAUUAUUCUGCAGAAAUAAACAAUUAGGAUGAGCUCUCCCCUCCCCGACUGCACGUCCAAGUGUCGGUCCCUGAGGCAUGCUCUGGACAUCCUUUCCGUUGUGACAAAGGGGAGCGACAGCCAGAUCAAGGCUUUUCUCCCCAGCUACUGCCACAAUGCGGCCACCAUCAGAGACGCCUUUGGCAGGAAUGCCCUCCACCUUGCUUCCUCCUGUGGGAAGAGGGGCGUGAUAGACUGGCUGGUGGAGAAAGGAGUGGACCCGCUGGUGAGAGACCUGGAGUCGGGCUGGACAGCGCUGCACAGGAGCACCUUUUAUGGGCACAUUGACUGCGCCUGGGCUCUGGUGAAGCAUGGUGUUAGUCUGUAUGUACAAGAUAAAGAAGGCUUAUCAGCUUUGGAUCUUCUAAUGAAGGAUAGACCAGCUCAUGUAGUAUUCAAAAGUACUGAUCUUACAGAUGUGUAUACCUGGGGUGAUAAUACAAAUUUUACUUUGGGUCAUGGAAGCCAGAAUAGCAAAAACCAUCCAGAGCUGGUGGAUCUGUUUUCCAGGAGUGGUGUUUACAUCAAGCAGGUGGUGCUUUGUAAAUUUCAUUCAGUGUUUCUGUCUCAGAAGGGCCAGGUUUACACCUGUGGUCAUGGACCUGGAGGACGGUUAGGCCAUGGAGAUGAACAGACGUGCUUGGUUCCCAGACUUGUGGAAGGCCUGAGUGGUCACAGCUGUUCCCAGGUGGCAGCUGCUAAGGAUCACACUGUCGUGUUAACCGAAGAGGGGUGUGUUUAUACGUUUGGGCUAAAUACUUUUCAUCAGUUAGGAAUUACUCCUCCACCUUCCAGUUGUAACGUCCCCAGACAGAUGCAGGCAAAAUAUCUGAAAGGAAGGACAGUUAUUGGAGUGGCGGCGGGCAGGUUUCACACAGUGCUGUGGACUAGAGAAGCUGUCUACACACUGGGACUAAAUGGUGGCCAGCUGGGUUAUUUACUAGAUCCCAAUGGAGAAAAAUGUGUAACUGCUCCUCGUCAAGUCUCUGCCCUUCAUCAUAAGGACAUUAAUCUGUCUUUGGUUGCUGCAAGUGAUGGGGCAACAGUCUGUGUUACCACAAGGGGAGAUAUUUACUUACUUGCAGACUAUCAGUGCAAGAAGAUGGCAUCGAAACAGCUGAAUUUGAAAAAGGUUCUUGUAUCUGGGGGUCGGAUGGAAUACAAAGUGGAUCCUGAACACUUGGAAGAAAAUGGGGGUCAAAAGCUCUGCAUUCUUGCGAUGGAUGGAGCUGGAAGGGUAUUUUGCUGGCGGUCACUGAACAGUUCUCUGAAGCAGUGUCGUUGGGCCUAUCCUCGGCAGGUUUUCAUUUCUGAUAUUGCUUUAAGUAGAAAUGAGAUUCUGUUUGUUACACAAGAUGGAGAAGGAUUUAGAGGAGAAUGGUUUGAAGAAAAAAGGAAGAGUUCUGAAAAGAAAGACAUUUUAUCGAAUCUGCAUAAUUCCUCAUCAGAUGUGUCUUGUGUAUCUGAUACAAAUACUAUGUAUGAAAGAAUUCGACUCGAGAAACUGACUUUUGCCCAUAGAACUGUGAGUGUCAGCACAGAUCCAAGUGGAUGUAACUUUGCAAUCCUGCAGUCAGACCCUAAAACAAGCCUUUAUGAAAUUCCAGCCGUGUCCUCAUCAUCCUUUUUUGAAGAGUUUGGCAAGCUGUUAAGGGAAACAGAUGAAAUGGACAAUAUCCAUGAUGUGACAUUUCAAGUUGGCAGUAGAAUCUUCCCUGCUCAUAAAUAUAUUUUGGCAGUGCGUGCUGAGUUUUUUCAGAAAUUGUUUCUUUCAGAUGGUACUAGUUUAGAAUUUCCAGAUAUUUACAGGAAAGAUGAAGAUUCUGCAGGAUGCCAUCUCUUCGUAGUAGAGAAAGUCCAUCCUGAUUUGUUUGGAUGCAUUUUACAGUUCAUAUAUACAGAUACUUGUGACUUUUUAACUCAUGACUUCAAACCAAGAAUACACAUAAGCAGAAAACCAGAAGAGUAUCAGGACACUCUGAAUUCACAGAUGAAUAAGAUGAAUUGCUAUGAAGAUGAUAGUCCAAAGUCAACAUUUGAAGUUUACAAGAGUAAUCAAACUCAUACGAUUAGUGAAAGACAGAAAAGCAAACCCAAAUCUUUGAGAAAAGGAAAAAGUAUUGGGGAGGAUGAUCCUGUACGAAUGCUGCAGAAUGUUGCAAGAAAAUUUGGCCUCAGUAAUCUGAGUAGUAGGUUAGAUGGAGUCAGAUUUGAAAAUGAAAAGAUUAAUGUUAUUGCCAGGAAAACUGGUAAUAAACUGAAACUGAGUCAGAAAAAAUGUUCUUUUCUAUGCGAUGUGACCAUGAAAUCAGUGGAUGGAAAGGAAUUUCCUUGUCACAAAUGUGUCCUUUGUGCUAGACUUGAAUAUUUUCAUAGUAUGCUGAGUAGCUCCUGGAUUGAGGCUUCCAGUUGUGCAGCUCUGGAAAUGCCAAUACAUUCUGACAUACUGAGAGUUACUUUGGACUACCUCUAUACUGACGAAGCUGUGGUGAUAAAAGAAUCUCAAAAUGUGGAUUUCAUUUGUAGUGUUCUUGUGGUGGCUGAUCAGCUUCUUAUAACUCGAUUGAAAGAGAUUUGUGAAGUAGCAUUAACUGAAAAACUUACCCUGAAGAAUGCUGCUAUGCUACUGGAAUUUGCAGCUGUAUAUAAUGCUGAGCAGUUGAAACUGUCCUGCUUACAGUUUAUAGGACUGAAUAUGGCUGCGUUACUUGAAGCAAGGUCUCUUGAUGUUUUAAGCGAUGAGGUUUUGAAGGAUCUUUCUUUAUUUUACCGAAAAAUGAUUCCGGCAAUGGAUAGAAGAGUCAUUACGCCCUAUCAAGAUGGACCAGAUAUUAGCUAUUUGGACCUAGAAGAUGGUGAUAUCUUUUUGAAAGAAGAUAUAAAUGUGGAACAAAAUUAUUCGGAAACUAUGUUUAAGAAGGCAAAAACAAAAGCUAAAAAGAAGCCACGUAAACGUUCAGAUAGUUCUGGGGGUUAUAACCUUUCAGAUAUUAUUCAGAGUCCACCAUCUACAGGAUUAUUAAAAUCUGGUAAGACCAAUUCUGUGGAAUCUCUUCCAGAGCUCUUGACAUCAGACUCUGAAGGCAGUUAUGCAGGAGCUGGUAGUCCUAGAGAUUUACAGUCACCUGAUUUCACCACAGGAUUCCAUUCAGAUAAGAUUGAGGGGAAAGUUAAACCAUAUAUUAAUGGUGUACCUAACACAUAUUCUAAGGAAGAGGUAAAACCGUGGGAAAAAUCACCAGUACUUAAAAUAUCUGCUCCCCAGCCCAUCCCCAGUAGUAGAAUUGAUAUGACGAGCUCUUCCACUUGGCUUGCUGGCUCUUUCAGUCCUAUCAGCCCUCCUGUUGUGGACCUCAGAACCAUCAUGGAAAUAGAAGAAAACAGACAGAAAUGUGGAGCUACACCAAAGUCAAAUUCUGGCAAAGUGAUAUCUCAUGGGGUUAAACUUUCCCAGAAGCAAAGAAAAAUGAUCGCAUUAACCACCAAAGAACACAAUUCAGGAACAAGCAGCCUGGAAACAGCUGUGACUGCUUCUUCAAAGGCUCCCAAACCAGUGAAGGCCUGGACAUCUUCUCUGCAUUCAUUUUCAUCCAAGUCAUUCUGGGAUUUCUCUUUAGAAGACAGAAAAUCUGUCAUUAACCAUAAUGCAGGGGAUCAUGUCCAAAAACCUUGCUUUAAAAGAACUGAAGAUUCUCAGGCUCCAAAAGUUAUAAGAUGCUCUAGUCAUGGUACCUCAGGACCAGAAGGCACCCGCAUCCCAGAUUUACGACCUCCAGACAGUCCCAAUCCCUGGCUGUCCUCUUCAUUGACUGCUUCAGUGGUAGCUCCAGUCACUUUUGCAUCUAUUGUGGAGGAAGAGCUACAGCAAGAAGCAGCUCUUAUCAGAAGUCGAGAAAAACCCUUGGCUCUGAUUCAGAUUGAGGAGCAUGCAAUCCAAGAUUUGUUGGUUUUUUAUGAGGCAUUUGGCAACCCUGAUGAGUUUGUCAUUGUUGAAAGGACAACGCAGGGACCACUGGCAGUGCCGACGUGGAAUAAGCGUGGCUGCUAGUUCACCAUGGCGUUGAGAUGCAUUUUCAUGAUUUGUGAUUGCUGUGGCAGUAUGAACAGAUUUGGUAAUAGACCAUUCUAGAUAAGAAAGGAUCUAAUUUCUUUACUGUAGUUUAUAAUGUUUGUAUGAGUACAAAAAGAAAUUUGUCAAAAUUGUGAUUUUUAGUAACUUUUUAUGUGAAACUAUCAGGGGAAAUUGACUAAGUUUGAAUAAGAUUGCUUCUUCUGAAUAAUCUUACUGAAAAUAUGAAUGAAAUACAUAAUUUCAGAGUGAUAUACUAAGAAAUAACUUCAUUUGAGAGAAAUAAUUUAGGAGUUUUUGUCAUUUAUCUAUUGUCAUCACUGAGCUUAAGUUAGCAUACCAGUCAUGACUUCUGAUUCAUUCAUGGCCGUCUUCCUGCACGAUUUGCUACAAUAUUACAUCUCUGUUCUUGUGGCUUUUUAAUUAAGAUGUUAAUGUUCAGAUCUGUUUAGAGCCUGACCUGCAUGAGUGUCAUAUUUCCUUCUCAAUGGCACAUUAUCUCUGUCUCACUCUGU
Messenger RNA from Octodon degus (degu), 5123 nucleotides. It is a transcript of the gene Ibtk, whose product is annotated as inhibitor of Bruton tyrosine kinase. Gene Ontology annotation, molecular function: protein tyrosine kinase inhibitor activity; protein kinase binding. Gene Ontology annotation, biological process: negative regulation of protein phosphorylation. The record is from RefSeq and is a predicted model, not a curated record. Bases 529 to 4587 code for a protein of 1352 amino acids. Gene Ontology annotation, cellular component: cytoplasm; nucleoplasm. Lineage: Eukaryota; Metazoa; Chordata; Mammalia; Rodentia; Octodontidae. The transcript has 29 exons.